Messenger RNA from Oncorhynchus mykiss (rainbow trout), 1698 nucleotides. The record is from RefSeq and is a predicted model, not a curated record. Lineage: Eukaryota; Metazoa; Chordata; Actinopteri; Salmoniformes; Salmonidae.
GGAAUCCCAGAGGCUGUCGUUCCACAUGGCAGUGAGGGUACUGCUGGGGUUCAGAGUAGCAGACGAGGAGAUGAGACACCUGUUCACCACCUUCCAGCAGUUUAUAGACAACAUCUUCACUCUGCCGUUAGACCUGCCAUUCAGUGGAUACAGGAAGGGCAUCUGUGCCAGGGACACACUCCAGAAGGGGAUAGAGAAGGCCAUCAGGGAGAAACCUCUCUGUUCCCAGGGGAAGGAUUAUAGCGACGCACUAGAUAUCCUACUGGAGAGCGCAAAAGAGAACGGCACCGAAAUCACCAUGCAGGAACUCAAGGAGGCGACCAUUGAGCUGAUCUUCGCAGCGUUUGCCACCACGGCCAGUGCCUCCACCUCUCUCAUCAUGCAGCUCCUACGCCACCCUGCCGCGUUGGAGAAGUUACGAGAGGAGCUCCGGACCAGGGGGAUCCUCCACAACGGCUGUCUGUGCGAGGGGGAACUGGGUCUGGACACCAUCGUUAGUCUGAAGUAUCUGGACUGUGUGAUUAAGGAGGUGCUGAGGCUCUUCACGCCCGUGUCUGGGGGUUACAGGACGGCCCUGCAGACAUUUGAGCUAGACGGGGUACAGAUCCCGAAGGGUUGGAGUGUGAUGUACAGCAUCAGAGACACACACGACACCUCCUCCGUCUUCAAGGACGUGGACGCCUUCGACCCCGACCGCUUCUCCCAGGAACGCAGCGAAGACAAGGAGGGACGCUUCCACUACCUCCCGUUCGGCGGCGGCAUCCGCUCCUGUCUCGGGAAACAGCUCGCCACUCUCUUCCUCCGUAUACUGGCCAUCGAGCUGGCCAGCACCAGCCGGUUUGAGUUGGCGACCCGGAAUUUUCCUAGAGUGGUGACAGUGCCAGUGGUUCAUCCGGUGGACGGGUUGAAGGUGAAGUUCUACGGUCUGGAUUCUAACCAGAACGAGAUUCCGUCCGAUCUCCUAGCCGACAUCAAGACGGAAGAGCUACCGGGAGCCGCGGUGUAGAUCGUUGAUCUGGAUUGGACGAAGCAAGGAGGAAGGAGGAAGGGAGGUAUGGAGGAGAAAGGAGAGAGAAGAGGAGGAUGGAUGGAGGAUAUGACAGAAAUAACAAAUGAGGAUGGGAGACUGGGAGACUGGGAGGGGUUUAGUUUCCUAUUUUUUCAUUCUACUGAUGUCUUGGAAUGUCAGAGGUCUCCUUUGAACUCUAAAAAGGAACAUUCAGAAUUCCGAUUCCUUCUCUUUGACGUUUCGUUGUCAGUUGUCAGAACUUUCUGGGAGAGAAAGAAGAACAGAAGCUGCCAAAAAAAGUUUAUAAUCUCUAUUCCUUUUGUUUUCCAAUAAAUAUACAAAACUAUGUAUGACUAAAUUGAAAAGUUAUGUAAUAUAAUGAAUGAUUUAAAAAAAUAUAGAAAGUAACAUUUAGGUGAAGUUAUGCGCAAUUAGGAAACAGAUUUGUAGAGAAGUGUAUUUGCAUGGAGGGAUGAAAGAAAGGAAGAAAGAAAGAAAGAAAGAAACAAACAAACAAAGAAAGGAUAAAACAGGGUAAAAUGGUUUAUGAACAUUUGGGAAAUAAUAAGAGUGGGGAAUAUGCACAAGCGAGAGAGAUGAUCUCAAUGGGAAAAAACAAUCCAGAGAGAGAGAGAGAGAGAGAGAGAGAGAGAGAGAGAGAUGAGAGAGAGAGAAGAGAGAGAGAGAGA